This is a messenger RNA of Dicrocoelium dendriticum, 608 nucleotides long. NCBI's taxonomy places the organism in Eukaryota, Metazoa, Platyhelminthes, Trematoda, Plagiorchiida, Dicrocoeliidae. The record is from the annotation of a GenBank genome assembly.
UGAAAGUCCACACCCUUAUGUCACAAGUCUUUGGCUUGGGUUCAAGUUCGUCUUGCGCUGCUGAAGCGCCACUGAAGGAUUAAGCAUCUACCAAUUUAAGAAUUCUCACGAUACAAACUUCCCGAACAAAUCAACUGCAGCGAUCAUCAACAACUGCACUGCGCGUUACAUACGAGUGAUUAUUGCCUGCCACACAGUUCGCCUGUUUCUUCGCCAACCUGAGCUUGAGAAAUCAACGUUCUAUCUCCAGAUCUCAGCCAGGUAGCAAGCAAGCAGUGGAAACUGAGGCACUUAAUGACGCAUCGGAAAAAUUUCCCACAGCAAAUCCCAUACUGUGGGAGCCAACUCACACGGAACAGCAAUAUAAAAUCGUGAACAUCGAAAGCUACAUGUGAUUUGUCGUCAAGAUGCUCUUCGCCUGGGUGAAAAUCUGCAUUGCCCUUGUUCUCGCAAGAUCAAAUAUGGCAUUCAGCAUGUCCGCUUAUGAGGAAGUGGAGCCUUGGGAAUAUUCCACGUUCGAUGAGACCGACAGAGAUUAUCCACAACAGAGCUUGCUGACGCACAAGCGGGCUCCAGCGCCGGGCAUGUGGCGGACUGCGAAAAGGUAA